Messenger RNA from Hippoglossus stenolepis (Pacific halibut), 3922 nucleotides. It is a transcript of the gene dsc2l, whose product is annotated as desmocollin 2 like. Lineage: Eukaryota; Metazoa; Chordata; Actinopteri; Pleuronectiformes; Pleuronectidae. The record is from RefSeq and is a predicted model, not a curated record. The transcript is spliced from 16 exons. Gene Ontology annotation, molecular function: calcium ion binding; cadherin binding. Gene Ontology annotation, cellular component: postsynaptic specialization membrane; adherens junction; lamellipodium. Gene Ontology annotation, biological process: regulation of axonogenesis; regulation of synaptic transmission, glutamatergic; brain development. The coding region runs from base 273 to 2984 and encodes 903 amino acids.
GUCUCAGCACAAUAGCAGCCAGUGACAGUGGGCACAGCCCAAAGGUGCAGUAGCUGUGUCUCUUCCAGAGUCUGGGUGGGGCAGCCGAGGUGUGUCCUUGCGUUGAGUAACCGAGCCAGUAACAGUCUGUGCGUACUAACGCAGAACACAAGGUGCACGGACAGGAGCUUUCAUCUUUACUGGGGUUUUCUGCGGCCAAACAAACACAUCAUCUGUCACCUUCUUUCUGUCCACCGAGUCCGGCUUCCUGCUCCGGACAUUACAUUUAAGAAAUGGCUAAAGUUCUAUUAAUCACCUUGUGCGUAAUGUUGAUCCUUCCCCGUGUGGAGUCGUGUUUCAUCCCGAAGUACCUCUACGUGAAUGUGCCGCAAACUAUUCCGCCAGAAUACGAAAUCACCAAAGUCGACGUCUCAGACUGCGACAGAAGCACCGUGCGGAUCACUGUGACGGACCCGAGUUUCACGGUGAUGUCGAGCGGGGUGAUAGUGGCUUCCACGGCCGUGUACGUGGGAGGGAGCGAGCGGACAUUUUCUGUGCGGGCCCGGGACGACGCGGGGCCGGGAAGUGAGAUGGAAGUUCACCUUGUACCCAGCACUCUGUCAUGGAAACCGUCACCCAAGAAAAUCCAAGGCUUCCUGAAACGCUCCAAGAGAAGGUGGGCCCCCCCCCCCUUCAAUAUAUUGGAGAAUGACAAGGGGCCCUUUCCCAAAGUGAUAGAUAAGGUUGUGUCCGAUUCUGAAGCCCUACAAGACGUGUACUACACCAUCAGCGGACCCGGUUUCGAUAAGUACCCAGCUAACGUGUUCUCCCUUAACAGAGACACUGGGGUAUUGAGUGUGCACAAACCAGUUGAUCGUGAGAUGUUCCCAAAGUUUAUAUUGUUGAUCAGAGUUUUCAGCAAAAACACAAAUGUGGAGACAGACCGGCCCUUGAACAUCCAAGUAAUUGUGGACGAUGUGAAUGACAAUGCUCCGCAAUUCAUAUCCCCGCUGCAGUUCACUGUGCUCGAGCAAAGCAAAGCAGGGACAGUGGUGGGGAAGGUGAACGCUUCAGACAAAGACGAACCAGGCUCCAAACAUGUAAAGAUCAAGUAUUCUCUCAAGAAUGGAUUAGACCUGUUCGCCAUUAACUCAGAUACCGGUGUCAUCACCACAGUAACCAACACCCUGGACAGAGAGGUAAAAGACAAGCAUUUGGUGAAUGUGGAAAUCAGAGAUAUGGAGGGUGCAGUCAAUGGGCUGUUCAAUACGGCAACAGCAACAAUUACUGUGGGGGAUAUCAACGACAACCCGCCGACCUUCACAAAAGCCUCUUACACAACCACUGUCCAAGAAAAUGAAAACGAUAAACUCAUCCUUCGAAUUCCCGUCGAGGACAAGGAUGUAGUAGACACGCCGAACUGGAUUUCAAAAUUCGAAGUCACUAAAGGAAAUGAUAAUGGCAACUUCAGGAUCGACAGGGACCCCAAAACAAACGAUGGUCUUCUCUACGUCGUUAAGCCCUUAGACUUUGAGGAAACCCCAAAAGUAAAGCUGGAGAUCACGGCACGUAAUGAAGCUGAGCUGAGCGACCCCAAGCUACAGUGGAAGUCUAUCCCCGUGGACCUCACCGUCACCAAUAUCGACGAGGGCCCACUAUUCACAGCUCCUACCAUCCGCUUCAUCGUCAAAGAGAACACGCCAAACGGCACACGGAUAGGAAGCUACACGGCCGUGGAUCCCGAGACCAAGAGCAGCAGCGGCAUCAAGUACUACAAGGAAUCAGACCCAGCCGCCUGGAUCAAUGUGGAUAAAAAUACAGGAGAGCUGAAGGUUGCAAACACAAUCGACAGAGAGUCCAACUUUGUCCAGGAUGGAAUUUACAACAUCACCAUGAAGGCUGUUGAUGCUACCUCCAAAACAGGCACAGGAACAGUCAUCAUCCAGGUGGAGGACGUCAACGACAACAUGCCAACAGUCCCUGUCAGUGAGCUGAUAAUGUGCGAGAAGCCAGGCGAGCUGGGCUCGGUCCUGGUUGUGGCUGAAGACAACGACGCAGCUCCCUUUUCUUCCCCUUUCACCUUUAGUAUACCCACUGACAGCGAUGGCAGGUGGUCAGUGGUGAGAGAUAAUGCCACAGCAGCGAUGUUGAAGCAUAACAAAGAGCUUCCAACUGGGAAGUACAUUGUUGCAGUGGACAUUACAGAUCUGCAGGGCUUUGGUAAAACACAGAUGGUGCCAGUCAGGAUCUGCGAGUGCAGGGGCGGAGUCUGCUUGGACCAGGACAGAUCGUCAUCAUUAGGGAGCAUGGCUCUUCUGGCAAUGCUGUUACCUCUGGCCCUCCUCCUACUGCUCUGUUUACUCCUCGGCUUAUUCUGUUUGACGGAGAGAGAGAAGUGGGUGAUGGAAGAUAUAGGAGACAGCGGUGGAAUCAUACUCAAAUCAAACACCGAGGGCCGAGGGGAGGAAGUGGAUGUCAGUCUCAUCCCUGUCACCAGCUUUGCAGGCGACGAAGCAGCAAAGGGCUCAGUUAAGGGUUUGAAUGCAGGAUACCCGGGAUUAAAGAGCAUGAGCACACUCGGACCUCAUAGCACACUCGGAGCUUAUAGCACGACCGACAACUGGAUGCACAAGUCUGGACCUGACUUGCAAUACACAACCCAGUACGAUGCCCAGUACGAUGGCCAGUACGGCGGCAACUAUGAAGGCCAGCUAGUUGGAAGUGGCGUGAACUUCGACAACGGACAACUUCAGCAGGGAUCAUCUUUUCUCCACAACUGGGAAGCAAACGGCAUCUAUCUACACGGGAAACUGCAGUACCUGGGAACAGAGGAGGAUGGACGCUACGCGGAUGACAUCGGCCACUCCUACGGUUUCGAGGGCGUGGGCUCCGCAGCCGGCUCUGUGGGCUGCUGCAGCGACUUUGGCGACGGCGAUAACCUCGACUUCCUAAACGCGCUCGGACCGAAGUUCAAAACUCUCGCAGACGUCUGUCAAAAGACAUGAACAAUUGAGCUGAAAUAAUGGUGUUUACUUUUCACCGUACAGCAAGUAGAGCGAGGCCUGGGAUCUGAGUGCUCGAUAACGCCCCUGAACAUGAAUGGAAAAAAAGAACAAACAUCAGUGUGUGUACGCCCUGCUCUGCCAUUGCUUUUUGUUUUCUUAGCUUUUUCUUAGCUGUUAUUUUGGUAAGUCUUUUGCACUGAGAACUAUGAUGUACAUAAUCUGUAUGUACUGUAUUAACAUGUCGCUUGGCUUUACAGGUCAUGAAGUUUGUUGUUGAUAUACAUGCAGUGAAGGGCUGUGGGGUUUUAUAAUUAAUUCAUAACAAAUGUGGUUAUUUUGGUUUUUAUUCAUUAAUGCUGUUAAUGGUAAAUUAUACAGUUUUGCAUUUGUGUGGCUGCUUGUUCGCUAAAUAGGCUGGAUAGUUUUGAUAUAUUUUUUAAAGAAAAAUAAAUAACUAAAUGAAAUAAGACAAUGCACUUUUUAAUAUUUAAGGUGCAAAAAAAUAUUUCUAAUUUACAUUCCUGUCACAUUUAUAAUUGACACACAAUUAAUGUUUACUGACUUCCAAUGGUUUUUGGAAGACAGUACAGAUCUGGCGCCUUGUCGUCCUCCGUGGUGGAGAACUGGGCGUAGGUUCGGGCUUGGCUGUGCCUGAGGUUAUUGCAACAUUCUGUCAGUAAUCCCGCAAAAGUCAGCACAAGGGCGUGAAGGGGUGGAGUGAGGCGUCAACAACAUCGCCUGCAACUGUCUGUGUACAAGGCGGAAAGAAAGCUAACCAGUUCAGACAAAUGUUGAUCUGAUAAGAGUGAUUUGACAUUCCCCUGCGCUCAUACGUGUGUGUGUGUGCGUGCGUGCGUGUGUGCGCGCGUGUGUAUGUAUGUGUGCAUUCAGCUGUUAAAUCUGUAAUCAUGUAGUGCCAUUAAAGAAUGUGUCUCUUG